This is a messenger RNA of Protopolystoma xenopodis, 213 nucleotides long. Lineage: Eukaryota; Metazoa; Platyhelminthes; Monogenea; Polystomatidea; Polystomatidae. The record is from the annotation of a GenBank genome assembly.
GGAUUCAGAGAUGGAAUUGUGCAGCUGAAGCUUCAAGGAUCCUGCUCAAGUUGCCCUAGCUCAGUUGUUACCCUAAAAAACGGGGUGCAAAACAUGCUUCAAUUUUACAUUCCUGAAGUGCAAGGAGUUGAGCAAGUAGAUGACGAACUAGACCGCGUAUCUAACGAACAGCUGAAAAAAAUGGAGUCUGGCGAACUGUUCAAGCAAGAAUGA